Molecule: messenger RNA, 2583 nt
Organism: Knipowitschia caucasica
Lineage: Eukaryota; Metazoa; Chordata; Actinopteri; Gobiiformes; Gobiidae
Source: the annotation of a GenBank genome assembly
AUGAACGCGCCUGUCCACCUGGCUGAAACGGUGGUAUCAAGUCAGAAGAGCCCAGACGCACAGAAAAGGAUCACAAUGCCCAACGCUAGUACCAAACCCAAACAUGGACGCCGUUCAAGAAGGCGACAAAGAGAUGACCCGGCCAGAAAUGAGCUUGUGUCCAGUUCUCUAGAGAGUGCCCAACAGUGUCUCUUCAACCAGGACUAUGGCACUGCAUUUGUCCACUACCUCCUUGCCCUCAACCUGGCACCCGUGUUUAAAGACUUUGCCAAAGACUCUUUCAGGUUUACCCUCUUUAAAUGGGCCGAUGAGCUGGACUCUCUCGGGCGCAUCCAGGACCUGUUUGGCUGCUAUGAACAAGCUCUGGAGCUCUUCCCUAACGAUGAAUUCAUCCUGAACAGCGUGGGAGAGCAUCUGUUUAAGAUGGGGUACCGGGAUGAAGCAGCCUGUCACUUCCACAAAGCCUUGAAGAUGAGGCCUGACUACCCUGAGGCCCGCGAGAACUUUUACAGAGUGGCAAACUGGUUAGUGGAGCGCUGGCACUUCCUCAUGCUCAACGACCGCGGCCGGAACCAAAAGUACCAGCAGGCCAUCCACCGGGCCGUGGAGAGCGGCUGCAACACUGUACUUGACAUAGGUACUGGCACUGGAAUCCUAGGCAUGUGCGCCAAGAAGGCCGGGGCCGCACAGGUGUUUGCCUGCGAGCUGUCCAAAACCAUGUACGAACUGGCCUGCGAGGUGGUGAGCGCCAACGGACUGGGAGGGCAGAUCAACAUCCUCCACAAGAAGUCUUUGGAGAUGGAAGUGCCCAAGGAUAUUCCACAGAGGGUGUCGUUGGUUGUGACAGAGACGGUGGAUGCGGGUUUGUUUGGAGAAGGCAUUAUAGAAAGUCUCAUUCAUGCUUGGCACAACUUGCUCUUACCGCCACAGUCUGAUUCAGAAAGCAGCGAGCCCUCUGCUACAGGUCGAGUGAUCCCAGCUGGAGCCACAGUGUUUGCCAUGGCUGUGGAGAGUCCUGAAAUCCGCCGCCAUCACAGGUUAUGUUUUUCUUCGGUGGGCGGGCUCUCCCUGGCUGCAUGUGGAGAGCUCCGGAGCCCGGUUAGCUGUAACACUGUGCCAGACGAUUCCAUGGAGCCCUACACGACCGAGAGACUGAGCCGUCUGCCUGGGGGAUACACCGCCCUGACCCAGCCCUUCACCGCCCUCAAUAUAAACUUCAACAGUGUGCAGGAGCUGGAGGGUCUGAGCUCCCGACCGGUGCAGAGGCUGUGGCUGCCGAUCACUAAGGAGGGCAGCCUGGACGCUCUGGCUGUUUGGUUUCAGCUGCACCUGGACCGGAACAACAGUCUGUCCACUGGACCGGAGGAGGACACAUGUUGGGAGCAGGCCAUCUACCCCGUCCACACCACCAAGGAUUUUGCCCUCAUGUUGGGCGACAAGCUGCAGGUGGAAGUAUCCUGCCACGACGCCUAUCUGAGACUGUGCAGCGUGGCAGUGCUCCGAGACGGACACGAAAUCCUGCUGGACGCUUCGAUCCCAGACCAACCAGACCCCGGACCCAACCCGAACCCAGAGGCCCAACUUUGCAGCGCAUUAGCAAGCCUCCAAACCGACCAUAGCAAAGACUUCUGCCUCCUAGAAUCUGCUGAAAUGGCUCUUUUAAACAACCAGGACUAUCACAGAAGCUUUCAAAGUGCAGUUUCAAAGUUAUUCUCCCAUUUAAAGCUGGCAAAUCCACGUCAUGUACAAGAUUCUAGUGACCCUCUUUACGCACUGGACGUUUCCGAGGGCUUCUCCCUGCUGUCCCUAAUCGCAGCCAGCCAGGGUCAUGUGAAAGCUUACAGUUCGGUGGAGAAGGACAAGCAACAGGAAGUGCUCAAGAAGCUGGCCCGCUCCAACAACAUCCCAGAACGGAGCCUGGAGUUUUGGCUCAACUGCACGGAGGACGACCAGGGCCCGCUGCAGAGGCCCCCCACUGAGAAGCUGUGGAGCGCCAUCAUGUUGGACUGUGUGGAGACGUGCGGGCUGAUCAGGCAGAAGCUCAUGGACAAGGCCUCACUUGCAAGGUGUUUGCUGGAGGAAGGAGGAAGAAUAUUUCCGGAGAGGAUAGUGGUACAUGGGAUGCUGGUGGAGUCCGACAUGCUGCUGCUGGAGAGUGCCGUCCAGGGAAAAGAGCCCACACUGGGGUUCAACAUCGCCCCUUUUAUCAACCAGUUCACCGUGCCGGUGCAUGUGUUUCUGGACUUCUCCACCCUGGACUGCAGACACCUGAGUGAAGCUGCGGAGCUCUUCGUCCUGGACCUAAUGGACACCAAUGCAAACUACACCACGAGACAAGUCAAGGUCAAGGUUACGAGCGCUGGGAGAGUGACGGCCAUUCCCUUCUGGUACGACAUCUACCUGUACGAGGACAUCAGCGUGAGCACCCUGAGCCACAACUCUCACUGGAAGCAGGCCGCCGUGGUUCUGCAGGAGCCGCUGCAGGUCCAGGCCGGGGACUGGAUCAGCCUCUGCGUCACCCUGCACAAGAGCACCAUGUCCAUAUCUGCUCAGCCGGACAACCAGCCUCAGCCCAUGGACUAG